Dufourea novaeangliae is the source of this 896-nucleotide messenger RNA. RefSeq names its product spidroin-1-like (gene apd-3). The transcript has 4 exons. NCBI's taxonomy places the organism in Eukaryota, Metazoa, Arthropoda, Insecta, Hymenoptera, Halictidae. The record is from RefSeq and is a predicted model, not a curated record. Bases 1 to 828 code for a protein of 275 amino acids.
AUGAAGGCCUUUAUUGUGUUCGCCUGCUUGGCAGUAGCGACGGCCCGCGCCGGAAUUGCGCACGGUGGUAUCGGUCUUGGAGGUCUUGGAGGUCUCGGAGGUCAUGGCGGUAUCGGCGCCAUUGGCGUGGGUAUCGGCGGUGGCGGUGCCAGUCUUACCGGAGGACUUGCCGCGGGUGCGAGCAGCGCGUCGUCCCUUCAAGGUGGUGCCUCAUCUUUGGGAUCCGGCGGUCUUGGUGCUAGCUACGCUGCUGGUGCUGCGUCGGCGGCUGGAGCUGCUGGUGUACAACAGAUUGUCUCUGGUGGAGUGAUCGGAGGCAGGGCUGACAUUGGACCCGCUGAAGGACCCAAGGCUAAUGUUGGACCCCAGACUGGACCAUCCGACCUCGUUGGACCCCAAGAAGGAGCCAAGAACGUUGGUGGACCCCGUACUGGACCCGCCGGUCUCGUUGGACCCGCCACUGGACCAUUCACCAGUGUGGGAGCUUCUGCUGGUACCUCCACCCUUGUUGGACCGUCUCAGGGACGUGCCAACCUUGUUGGACCAUCUUCCGGUGGAGUUGCUCUCCUCGCUGGAAGCGGAAACAUCAACGGUGAUGACGGAAGCUCUGGCUCUGCUGCCGCUGCUGCGCCAGCUGGUCUUGGUGCUGCUGGACUCGGUCUGGCUGGUGCUGGUGCCAUCGCUGUUGUCGGCGGUGGUGGUGGUAUUGCUGGUGGACUCGGCGGACACGACGGUGGUGUUGCUGUGAUCAACGGACCGUCCGGCGCCAUCCAUGCCGGUCUCGGCUCCCACGGAGCCGUCAUCCCCGGGAUCCUCGGCAAGUACUAGACGCUCUAAGGCCCCAGCGAUCUCGGCUCGGCGACGGCGGCAUUCCCACCACAGUCACUUACCGGUCU